Messenger RNA from Zingiber officinale, 1710 nucleotides. RefSeq names its product trans-cinnamate 4-monooxygenase-like. The transcript has 4 exons. Gene Ontology annotation, biological process: lignin metabolic process. The record is from RefSeq and is a predicted model, not a curated record. Gene Ontology annotation, molecular function: trans-cinnamate 4-monooxygenase activity; iron ion binding; heme binding. Lineage: Eukaryota; Viridiplantae; Streptophyta; Magnoliopsida; Zingiberales; Zingiberaceae. Bases 38 to 1549 code for a protein of 503 amino acids.
GAGUCGGCGCAGUACUCUCCGUCCCUGCAGUACCACCAUGGAUUUGGUCUUCGCGGAGAAGGCCCUUCUGGGGCUGUUCGCGGCCGUGACGCUGGCGAUCGUGGUGUCGAAGCUGUGCGGCAAGCGGUUCAAGCUGCCGCCGGGGCCGCGCCCGGUGCCAAUCUUCGGGAAUUGGCUCCAGGUCGGCGACGACCUCAACCAUCGCAUGCUCACCGGCAUGGCCAAACGCUUCGGCGACAUCUUCCACCUGCUCAUGGGCGUCCGCAAUCUGGUGGUCGUCUCCUCACCCGAGCUCGCCCGCGAGGUCCUCCACGCACAGGGCGUCGAGUUCGGCUCCCGCACCCGCAACGUCGUCCUCGAUAUCUUCACCGGAAAGGGACAGGACAUGGUCUUCACUGUCUACGGCGACCACUGGCGCAAGAUGCGCCGCAUCAUGACCGUCCCCUUCUUCACCAACAAGGUGGUGCAGCAGAACAGAGAGGGGUGGGAGGAGGAGAUACGGCUGUUGGUGGAGGAGCUGAGGAGAAACCCGAAGGCGGCCAAAGAGGGGGUGGUGAUCCGGCGACGCCUCCAGCUGAUGAUGUACAACAACAUGUUCCGGAUCAUGUUCGACAGGCGGUUCGAGAGCGAGGAUAAUCCCCUGUUCAACAAGCUGAAGGCGAUCAACUUCGAGCGGAGCCGUCUGUCUCAGAGCUUCGAGUUUAACUACGGCGACUUCAUCCCAGUGCUGAGGCCCUUCUUGAGGGGAUACCUCAACAGGUGCAGGGAGGUGAAGGAACGCCGGUUGCGACUCUUCCAUGAGCAGUUCGUCGCCGAGAGGAAGAAGAUGAUGGAGGAGCAGGGAUCGAAGUUUGAGCUCAAAUGCGCAAUGGAUCACAUAUUGGACGCGGAGAGGAGAGGCGAGAUCAACUACGACAACGUCCUUUACAUCGUCGAGAACAUCAACGUCGCCGCGUUGGAGACUACCCUGUGGUCGAUCGAAUGGGGCAUCGCGGAGCUGGUGAACCACCCGGCGAUCCAGAUCAAGCUCCGGCGAGAGCUCGACGCCGUCCUGGGGUCGGCCCAGCUGACGGAGCCCGACCUCGUCCGCCUCCCUUACCUCAACGCGGUGGUGAAGGAGACCCUCCGGCUGCGGAUGGCCAUCCCUCUCCUGGUCCCCCACAUGAACCUGCACGACGCCAAGCUCGCCGGCUUCGACGUCCCCGCCGAGAGCAAGAUCCUGGUCAACGCCUGGUGGCUGGCCAACAACCCGGCCCUGUGGAAGGACCCCGAGCAGUUCCGGCCGGAGCGGUUCCUGCAGGAGGAGGCCGGCGUGGAGGCCAACGGCAACGACUUCCGUUUCCUGCCCUUCGGAGUUGGCCGGCGAAGCUGUCCCGGAAUCGUCCUCGCCCUGCCCAUCAUCGGCAUCUCCCUGGGCUGUCUCGUCCACAACUUCGAGCUACUGCCACCGCCAGGAAAGGACAGGGUGGACAUGGCGGAGAAGGCAGGCCAGUUCAGCCUCCAGAUCAUGACGCACUCCACCGUCGUCUGCAAGCCCACGAAGCUGUGAAUGAACUCGAUUACAAAUUUGCACUUACGCUUGCGUUAAUUAUUUGAUGGAGGUUGAUUAAGGUUAUGGUGAUUAGUGUGCGUUAAAUAAGCCUGUAUCCUUAUACUCCUUAAUGACUGUUGCUUUAAUUGAAGUCAUGUAAUUGCAUUUAUUUCCAUUUU